Messenger RNA from Salarias fasciatus (jewelled blenny), 3490 nucleotides. It is a transcript of the gene hspa4a, whose product is annotated as heat shock protein 4a. The transcript has 19 exons. Gene Ontology annotation, molecular function: ATP-dependent protein folding chaperone; ATP binding. Gene Ontology annotation, cellular component: cytosol; nucleus. Bases 197 to 2707 code for a protein of 836 amino acids. The record is from RefSeq and is a predicted model, not a curated record. NCBI's taxonomy places the organism in Eukaryota, Metazoa, Chordata, Actinopteri, Blenniiformes, Blenniidae. Gene Ontology annotation, biological process: protein folding.
CCAAGCCACAGAUCAGAGCACCGGCAACAGUCAGCGGUGUGGAUUAUGACCAGCGGCGAUCCUGUUUAGCACAGCACCGUACAACAACUUCACUUGACUUCCACUUGUUUGGAAAUCCGCGUAUCUACAUUUGAACUGUUCCCUUCGAUCGCGUCGUGGACAACGUUAAAGCAGGAGGACAGACGUAUCGCUGAAGAUGUCAGUGGUGGGAUUCGACUUGGGUUUUCAAAGCUGCUAUGUAGCUGUAGCCAGAGCCGGAGGAAUCGAGACAAUUGCAAACGAGUACAGCGACAGAUGUACACCGUCAUUCGUAUCAUUUGGACCACGGAAUCGAGCUAUAGGAGCCGCUGCAAAGAGCCAGGUUGUGACCAACUGUAAGAACACAGUGCAGGGUUUCAAGCGAUUCCAUGGCAGGGCGUUCUCGGACCCUUAUGUGCAGUCGGCCAAGUCUCACCUGGUGUAUGACCUGGCGCCGAUGCCCUCUGGCUCCACCGGUAUCAAGGUGAUGUACAUGGAGGAGGAGAGAAUAUUCAGCAUCGAGCAGGUCACUGGCAUGCUGCUGACCAAACUGAAGGAGACUGCUGAAAGCGCACUGAAGAAACCGGUCGUUGACUGUGUCAUUUCGGUACCAAGCUUCUACACUGAUGCAGAACGGAGGUCCAUCAUGGACGCCGCCCAGAUCGCCGGCCUCAACUGUCUGCGACUAAUGAAUGAGAACACUGCGGUGACUUUGGCGUAUGGAAUCUACAAACAGGACCUCCCAGCUCCAGAGGAAAAACCCCGGAUCGUGGUGUUUGUUGAUCUGGGCCACUCCGGUUACCAGGUGUCAAUUUGCGCUUUCAACAAGGGAAAGCUCAAGCUCUUGGCCACGGCGUUUGACUCGGAGCUCGGCGGGAAGGACUUCGACGACAUCCUGGUCAACCACUUCUGCGAGGAGUUCGCGAAGAAGUACAAGCUGGACGUCAAGUCCAAGCCCCGGGCUCUGAUCCGGCUCUACCAGGAAUGCGAAAAGCUCAAGAAGCUGAUGAGCGCCAACUCCUCCGACCUGCCGCUCAACAUCGAGUGCUUCAUGAACGACAUCGACGUGUCCAGUAAGCUCAACAGAGGCCAAUUUGAGGAGAUGUGUGCGGGGCUGCUGGCCAAAGUCGAGGGUCCCCUGCGCAGCGUCAUGGAACAAUCCAAGCUGAAAAAGGAGGACAUCCAUGCAGUGGAGAUCGUGGGCGGCGCCUCCAGAAUCCCCGCCAUCAAAGAGCGCAUCAGUAAAUUCUUCGGCAAAGAGCUGAGCACCACUCUGAACGCAGACGAGGCCGUGGCCAGAGGCUGCGCCCUGCAGUGUGCUAUUUUGUCACCAGCUUUCAAAGUUAGAGAGUUCUGCAUCACUGACAUCGUCCCCUAUCCCAUCUCCCUAAAGUGGAACUCUGCUGCAGAGGAAGGGCUGAGUGACUGUGAAGUUUUCCCAAAGAACCAUGCUGCUCCCUUCUCAAAAGUUCUCACCUUCUUCCGGAAAGAUCCGUUCACUCUUGAGGCUUACUACAACAAUCCCAAGGACCUACCCUACCCCAACACCACUAUAGGCCAGUUCUUGAUCCAUAACGUGGUCCCUCAGGCAUCGGGUGAUAGCGCCAAGGUCAAGGUCAAAGUUCGAGUCAACAUCCACGGUGUGUUCAGCGUGUCGAGCGCGUCGCUAGUCGAAGUCAUAAAGUCGUCUGAGGAGGAGGAGCCGAUGGAGACGGACCAGACGGCCAAAGAGGAGAACAAGAUGCAGGUGGACCAGGAGGAUCAGAAACUCGCAGCCGGAGACACCGCAGAGAAGAAAUCAGAGACUGAAGAAAUGGAGACAUCAACAGAAGAUGCCAAGCAGGAGAAGAAGAACGACCAGCCUCCUCAGGCCAAGAAGCCCAAAGUGAAAACGAAGACGGUGGAGCUGCCCGUAGAGAACAAGCUGCACUGGCAGCUGUCCAGCGAGGAACUAAAUAUGUUUGUGGAGAAUGAGGGUCAGAUGAUCAUGCAGGACAAGCUGGAGAAGGAACGAAACGACGCCAAGAACAACGUGGAAGAGUACGUGUAUGACAUGAGGGACAAGCUGCACGGCGUGCUGGAGAAGUUUGUCAAUGAAGCUGAUCGGGAUUCUUUCUCUUUGAAACUGGAGGACACAGAAAACUGGCUGUAUGAAGACGGAGAGGACCAGCAGAAACAAGUUUACAUCGAUAAACUGGCCGAGCUCAAGAGCAUGGGCCAGCCCAUUCACGAGCGCUACUUGGAAGCUGAGGAGAGACCCAAAGCCUUCGAGGAGCUCGGCAAACAAAUCCAGAUGUACAUGAAGAUCACCGAAGCCUUUAAGGCAAAGGACGAGCUGUACGAUCACCUGGAUGAGCUGGAGGUCGUCCGGGUAGAGAAGCAGGUGAACGACGCCAUGGUCUGGAUGAACAGCAAGAUGAACCAGCAGAACAGCCAGGACCUCACAAAGGACCCGGUGAUCAAAGUGAAGGAGAUCCAGGCCAAAACCAAGGAGCUUUAUUCAGCCUGCAACCCGGUGUUAUCCAAACCCAAACCCAAAGUGGAGCCCCCCAAGGAGGAGAAGACCGAGAACGGCCCCGUCAACGGGCAGGAGGGCUCCGAGAACCAGCCGUGCAACCCCGACAAAGCCCCCGCGGGCACGGAACAGGAGACGGCGGAGAACAAGCCUCCAGAGAUGGACAUUGACUAGCUGCUGCCGCCGUCAGCUGCGUCCCUCCCUCCACUCGUCCCGAUUCUGUCCUCCUGAGAUUGAUAUUGAUGACAUGGUAGCCUCCCGAAGAUGCAGACAGCAGAUUCUCUAAACCAUCCUCUUAAAUCACCCGGCCUUCCCCAUCGUGUCACUUCCUUUUUUUUUUUUUUGUUCUUUUCUUCGAUGGAUACGAAAAUAUUGCAUAUAAUGUUGAAUUGCACUACUUCAUAAAAGUGUGCGAGAUGGAAACUGCUUUCUCUGUGCUGCUUUGGUGGCUAGUAUGUUCAAGAUUGUUUAAUUCCAUUUCUCCGGAGCACAUCUGCGACGUGAAUGUCCGAUUUUGCGGGUGGGCGGGGGAAAUGGGCUGUUCAGAAAACCAUUAGUAAUUUCCAGAAAAUUCACACUGCAGUAUAUCGAUGGUUAAAGUGAUCGGCUCUGAUGGAUUGUUUCAAGCUGUACAUGACGAAUGACGCAUUUCUUUUUCGACACAGUAACCGGGUUGUAAUGUAUUUAGUUGAUGAGGAACUGAGGAGUAUUUGUUGAGUUUCUAUGUACCGUACGUUAAAACUAGAUACUAAGGUUUGCUGUCAUGCAGUAUCUCAUCGUUCCGCUUUUUCUCAUUCGACAGCAAAGGUCCGUUCGUUGUUCUCCGGUAGCCUUGUAUUGUUUUUUUUUCUACUUAAGUGUGUGAAUGCUGGUCCCAACGAAGCACCUCCUGGGGUACUGAUGUUGGUUCUUUCCACUUCACUGAAAAAAGCUAAAUAAAUCUUGACAAGAACAGUA